Messenger RNA from Megalops cyprinoides (Indo-Pacific tarpon), 2168 nucleotides. Its product is annotated as zinc finger and SCAN domain-containing protein 22-like. The record is from RefSeq and is a predicted model, not a curated record. NCBI's taxonomy places the organism in Eukaryota, Metazoa, Chordata, Actinopteri, Elopiformes, Megalopidae. The transcript is spliced from 6 exons. Gene Ontology annotation, biological process: regulation of transcription by RNA polymerase II. The coding region runs from base 1 to 1566 and encodes 521 amino acids. Gene Ontology annotation, molecular function: RNA polymerase II cis-regulatory region sequence-specific DNA binding; DNA-binding transcription factor activity.
AUGGAGGUGCUAGCGAACGCGGCCGUGGCAGAAAUAUGCAAACUCGUAGACGAUGGGUAUGCGGUCCUGCGUUUGGAGAUCUCUGAGAGCCGAAAAGAGAACAAAGCUUUAAAGAGAAAACUGCAGAUGAUGGAGCUGCGGGUCGCGCGAGGAGGUGCAGGCAGAGAUGAGGCCCAUUUUCAAGCUGCAGAGAGAGUCUUCGGCAAGCUGGUGGACACGGGUCCGAGGAGGGGAGGAGAUGCAAACCUCUCAGCUGUGGAUGACGACGGCUCUCCAGCGAACCCCGUGAUCACGUGGGACGAGUGUGAAGACAUUGAGGAGGGAAGAUCUGAGUCAGUACCUGUCAAGGAAGAGAGAGUCGAGGAGGACGGUGACCCCCAGAGAGGGCUAAAGUUUCCUGGACAGAAAGCUGUGGAUCUGGAUGCUGAUGGAGGCAAAAGAGAUCCCACUGUGGACACACAGAGUCGACCAGCUCAACACACAGAGGAGCUCACUGAGCAGCACAGGACCAGACACAGUGCUUGGGAGAGUGCAGACAUGGAGGAGGGAAGGACUGAAUCACUUCUUAUAAAGGAGGAGAGGCUGGAAGAGGACAGUGACCCACAGGGAGAGCUGAAGAUCAGGGAGGAGAGAGUUGUGGAGUCUGACACGGAUGGUGAUGAAAAGGCCUCCUCUCCAGGCGGGCGGAGUGAACCGGGCGAGCAGCUCGCUGAGCAACACAGGAGCAGGCUCAGCGCGUGGGAGAUCAGCGGGCUGGAGGCUGCUCUCGCCACGGAUCCAGAGAGCAGUGGCACCAGCAGGGGGCAGCAGCACGAGAGGCUGAGCAGUCUGUUCUCUGAGUAUGUGAUAUACGAGAGGGCCGCGCCGCUGCGGGUUUGCUUUCCUCAGGCGGACGCUGACCUGGAGGCUGAAGACCCGACGUGCUCUUUCCCCGCGGAAACUAAGGCAGAGACCCUGUCGAGUCAGGCGGAGCCGAAGUUUGGUCCUCCCGCAGAGGAAGGCGCCGCCUCGUCCUCUUUGGGGCCUCUCGACUGGAGGCCGGAGGCUGCCAUGAUCACCUCCAAAACGCGUCCGCCCCAUCCCCAGCUGACAGCCCGCGAGAAGCCGGAGUCCAACCCGGACGCCGCGGGCAUGAAUGGACUCGCCCCCUGUGAUGGAGGAUAUGCCGCUUUCAAAAGCAAUAACACCCACCGCAGAGCCAGCACCAGAGAGAAGCGGUUCUUUUGCUCGUUUUGUGGGAAGGGUUUCAGUUUUCCGAAACAGGUUGAAAUACACCAGAGAGUCCACACGGGUGAGAAACCGUUCAGCUGUACCCAGUGUCGACAGCGGUUUUCCCACUCUGGUAAUCUAAAAAGACAUCAGAGAGUCCAUACUGGGGAGAAACCGUUCAGCUGCACACUGUGUGAAAAACGGUUCUCACACCUACAUCAGUUGAAAAUGCAUCAGAGGAUCCACACUGGAGAGAGACCAUUUGGUUGUGCACACUGUGGGAAAAGGUUUUCGGAGAGAAGUUAUCUUAGAAUACACCAGCAAAGAAGCCAUACAGGUGUGUACAGUGUGAGAUGAGAUGUAUCAACUGGGAUGGAAAGAAAAAAGAAGAAACCUACCCUGGAUUUACAUUAGAAAUCUACCCUUAGUACACAGUGUGGGAUGAGUCUCUCAUUGUGCAAUCUGUAAUAAUAAUUCAAAGGUUGCAUGAAUUGAUUUUUUAAAAUAUAUUGGAGGCUGUCUUUCAAUUAGAGGGGCACUGGAUUAGAGACAUGGUAGAAUGAGUCGUCAUGAAUCCCAGAAUGGGCGCAGCUAAGUGUAAGAGGAGACUGAUUCAUUUGAGCAAAUCAUAUUGGCUUGCUGUGGAGAGGAAAGUCUGUUGAUUGGUUCAUAUAAGCAACGUGACUGACACCACACUGUAGAUCAGUCCAUUGACUUCAUGAGGCCUCAUAUCUCCAUAACAACUGGGUUGCAAUCUCAGAAACGUUAAAAGUGUAACGGAAAGAGAAGUUCAAAUUUACAAGGAAGUCAGGCAAGUUCAAGGGUGGAGAACACCACUUCUGAAGAGCUGCUGCAUAGGGCCUGCUGGUUUUCACUGCAUCUCAGUUCUUAAUUGUCAUAUUGAAGUCCUUAUUUUCAAGUUUGAAGUUAGUUGCUAACCCGAAGGUAAUUCUAAAGCC